GGGAGUGGCCGAGCUCCGCUCCGCCGGGCGCCUGGCGUGGCGCUUGUCCCGUCCCGCUGCCUGCCCCGGCGGCCGUCACGCCGUGAGGAGGAGCCGCUGCCUGCCCCGCCGCUGUGCCCCUGGCCUGGGAGCCCGCCAGGCUUAAGUAGCCAAAGAUGAGUCGUGGAUUUUCAGAAAACAACAACUUUCCAUAUGACAACAAUCAAAUGGUGUUGGACAUGAUCCUCUGUUCCCUCAUUGGUGUUCCACAGCCUAUCAACUGGGACAGUGUGGCGCGGCUAGUUCCAGGAUAUACAUCCAAAGAGUGUGCAAAAAGGUUUGAUGAACUAAAAAGCAGUGGAAGUUCACCUGUUGACAACCAGUUUAAUCCCCUGAUGGCUGCUGGUGGGAGUCCUGUGGAAACUUUAGCUACAUACAUCAAGUCCUCCUUGCUCGAUACACAGACAGAGUUUCAGGAGCCUGCUAUUGGGCAGGAUUCCAUUACUAUAACUGGAAGGCCCAGCACAACCUCCACAUCAGAAUCUGAGAAAGGUCCUGUGCAUAAUGGUGGAGAAAGCACUGAUGAAAGCCAGGGGCCAAAUAUGGUGAUCCAUGUGUGCGACGAAGCAAAAAACCUCAAAGAAGAUUUUGUGUGUCCUCGUGACCUUUUGAUUUCAGAAAUGAAAUACUUUGCUGAAUAUCUGUCUGUGGAUGCCCAGCGCUGGGAAGAGGUGGACAUUUCAGUGCAUUGUGACGUUCACAUCUUUGACUGGUUGAUAAGAUACGUUAAAAGGAACACUAAGGAUUCUGAAGCUAAUGAAAUGCCCACUUUAGAACCAUCAAAUGUCAUCUCAAUUCUUAUUUCUUCUGAGUUUUUGAAGAUGGAUUCAUUAGUAGAAAAAUGUAUUCAUUAUUGUCACAAAAAUAUGAAUGCUAUUGUAGCCACACCAUGCAACAUGAAUUGUAUCAAUGCUAAUCUUGUUACUCACAUUGCUGAUCUCUUCACGCACAAUGAAGUGGAAGAGCUGAAGGACAAAAGAGAUAAAUUUAAGAGUAAACUUUUCUGCAAGAAGAUUGAGAGGCUCUUUGAUCCGGAGCAUGUAAAUCCAGAUUCUCGAGGCAAUGCAGCAACAUUGUACAGGUGUUGUUUAUGUAAAAAGCUGCUAACUAAAGAAACUGAAAGAAGAGUUCCUUGUGUACCGGGAAAAAUCAACAUAGACCAACAUGGGAAUAUUGUCUAUGUUCAUAUAAGAGACAAAACCUGGGAAGUCCAUGAGUAUUUAAUUGGCCUUCAUGAGGAAUUGAAAUCUUGGAGGGAUGUUUACUGGCGUCUGUGGGGGACUGUCAAUUGGUUGUCUUGCUCAAGAUGUAAUCAAUCUUUCCUGUGUACUGAAUUCUCCCAUUGCCAGUACCAUUCGCAGUCAGUUCUUUAUCCAGGCGUAGCAAGUGCUCUGGGCUCAACUGGGACAGGAGUAUAUCCCUGUUGUAACCAAAAAGUACUUCGAUUUGAUCCUACAACUCUCCCAAAGGGCUGCAAAGUGAGGGAUCACAUGGUUGAUUUACCUUCAGAAAAUGGAGAUGGGGAUGCUUUGCCAUCUCAGACUACUAAAAUAUUGAAUGAUCUGCUUCAUCAUAGAGAUGUUAUUGUUGUUCCUUUCACUAAGGAUGAGAAUAGUGAUUCUGGGAUUGGGCUCGGUGAUGAAAAAAGCAUUGAAUGUGAUGUGCUUGUAGAACCAAACACGCCGUGGGGUCCCAAAACUGGAGAAAUCAAUGCUUUUCUUUCUCUGAAGAACUGGACUUUACAGCUGAAGCAGCAGUCAUUGUUAUCUGAAGAAGAGGAAUACACCACUGGAUCAGAGGUCACUGAGGAUGAAGUGGGGGAUGAAGAAGAAAUAUGCAGGAAACCAGCAGGGAGAAAGGAGAAGUUAAAGAAGUCCUACAAGCACCCAAAGAAAGUGAUUUCUUCACCUAGUGUUCAGAAGAAAGAGAAGCCAUCUGACAAGUCAAGUUCCCGAGAUGCAUCUCCAUUCAUUGUGAGUAUGCAGCAGAACAAAUGGGAUGCCUCAAGGUCACUAAGAUUCAACCAAGAUGCUCAAAGAGAAGAUGAUCAGAGAAGAAUGUCUGAGAUCACAGGGCACUUAAUAAAAAUGAGACUGGGAGACCUUGAUCGAGUCAAGUCAAAAGACAGCAAAGAAUAUGCAGGAGGCAUUUAUUCCAGACUUGAAGCGCAGAUAAAGGCCUCAGCACAGGUCAGUGCACGACAAAGCAAUGCUGAGAAGAAUGCCAGGUCAAAAUCCCGUUUUGGUCAAGGCCGCCCAACAUAAGGACUCAUGAAACAACCUUUAGCCAGAACUCAUUACUGCUUCCUGAAACUACUGCCCUCUGUAUGGGGAAUGCACAUCCUUGAAAGCUUUCCAGUGACUUAUUUAUUACUUUAAGCCUUGUAAAUUAUUUUGUGUGAUACAUGAAUGCAAAUCCAAUAAGGUCUGUACUUAUUUUAAUUGUAAAUAUACUAUUUCUUAAAUUUAAUUGCUUUUUUGGGGUAUUGUGUUAAGUUGCAUAGAAAAUACUUUAUAAACCUACAAAGUUAAAUUAUCAAACUAACUUUAUUUAUGGGGGAAGACAUAAAUAUGCCUUUUAGUAUGCUAGAAAUACUGAAAAGGGAAAAAAGCAAGACUACUGAAUUGUGAAUGCAGUCAGCAGCACGAACACAAGUUACCUAACGUAUUUAUAUCCUGUAGUAUUUGGUGGUACAUUUUAGGUCAGCCCUCUGGGGAUUUGCAUUUAAAGUCUGUGACAAUACCUUAGAGUAGUUUAAACAAAAUCUUAAAGCAGUUCUGAGGCUUCCUUCUGUAUCUCAUGCAGCUCCCAUUGGUGUGAAGGUGGGUUACAGGUAGAGACUAGACCUCCAAAGAUUCUAGAAAUACCAUGAUGAUGCAGUACUGCAUCUUGCACGUGAAACGCUUGCUUGCUUGAUUGUGAAAUUAAUACUCAUUUCCACUCCAUAUCCAAUUUCUCUUGCACAAUACAGUGUUUUGUUUCCUUCUGAUAUCUAGGGUAAGAAGCAGUUCUCUCUCUUUUAAUGAUGCCAUGUCUCUAAAUUUCCAACCAGAUAUGCUAUUAAUUCUGCAUCUUUCAAUGGAGAUGUGUCAUUAAGAACACUUAUGCAUGUAGAUCUUUUGGGUCUAGUUACUUUCUGAAACCUGCCUGAAUAGUACUGUUUAGAAGUCAGAUGCACUUUCAAGUCCUGUAUUUGGAGCAAUAGAAUACAAGUUUGUAUAGGUGUAAAAUCCAGGGCUACCAAAAUGAAAUAACUUGUCUAGAAAAUAUUUCAUAUUAACAAAGAAAGUGGCAAUAAUGGCAAUAAUAAUGGCUGAAUUCAAGUAAACAUAUUCUGACUUUUUGAAACAGGUCGAAAGAGUGCUCAGGGAAAGCUUAUUCCAGGCCACAGCUGUACAAUAAAUUGUGAGUUUGGAAUCAAGUUAGCAAGAUCCUGGGUGGGAGGGUGGGAAUGGGGUAAGGGGAGGGAGAUCAUUGUUUAAAUGCACUCUUCUCUCCAUUCAGGCUCUUUUUGUCUUGUUUCUUGAGGAUUUUCAGUAGGCAUUAGAAGACGUAGGAUAGCAAUACUUGAAAAUACAGCAUUUGAUGUAGAAGGGUUUUAUUGAAACAAUUACAGAUGAAUGUUGUUUAUUGUGUGUUUUGUCCAAUGCUGUAGCAAACUCAACAGGCAAAACUGGAUUUCAAUGGCUUUGAAUUCGGACAAGAGUGGUAACUUUGCAGGAGUGCUUUAAUCUGUAUCAGAUAAGGCUUUAUUAAUGCCUCAGGCCUGCUUGCAAGUAGUAAUGCAGCUUUAAGCACUUACAGUAACCACUGGAAAACUUCUUCACUGAAAGAAGAAGUAUUAUAAAAUCAACCAGGUAUGAAAAUGCAGUAGGAUAAGUGUUUUUCUACAUUCUGUGACUUCUCAUAGAGGGUUGUUCCAAAUUCCCAUGGUAAACUUUGCUGUGGAAGUCACAGCCUGCAUGUGUGUGUGUUUAGUUUUCCUAGAACUACUGACUAGAAGAGAAGGGACAACUCUGCUGGUUCUGUUCUGUGGGAAAGUGCCAGUUCAAUGUGCCAGUAUUGUUUUAUUCAGAAAUAUUUUUGAGCAUAUAAAAGUAACAUACAUGAUGUUCAUUCUUUUCCCACCUUGCCAACCACCUUGAGUUUUUAUCUUGUGUUAAUUUUGAACAUCUGUCUUGGUUUAAUGGAAAUAAAUGUUGUUAAUUUAACAA
This is a messenger RNA of Pezoporus flaviventris, 4253 nucleotides long. It is a transcript of the gene SANBR, whose product is annotated as SANT and BTB domain regulator of CSR. The transcript is spliced from 21 exons. Lineage: Eukaryota; Metazoa; Chordata; Aves; Psittaciformes; Psittacidae. The record is from RefSeq and is a predicted model, not a curated record. Bases 156 to 2303 code for a protein of 715 amino acids.